UAGCCCGUUUGAAAAAGGGCGUGUAUGAUCGGGGUGGCUUUUGACCAAUUUACGUGAUUAUUUAUGGUGUUUUAGGCCGAUACGAGUGUAUAUAUAUUUUUAACACAAUCUGGGUCUGACGGACGCCGUCGAGGAUGGGGUGCACGCUAAGUACCGAGGAUAAGGCGGCGGUGGAGCGCAGCAAAAUGAUCGACAGGAAUCUGCGGGACGACGGGGAGAAGGCGGCCAGGGAGGUCAAGCUGCUGCUGCUCGGUGCCGGAGAAUCAGGAAAAAGCACAAUCGUCAAGCAGAUGAAGAUCAUCCAUGAAGCCGGAUACUCAGAAGAAGAGUGUAAGCAGUACAAAGCCGUGGUCUACAGCAACACCAUCCAGUCCAUCAUAGCCAUCAUCAGAGCCAUGGGCCGCCUGCAGAUCGAUUUCUGCGACUCAACCAGACCUGACGAUGCACGGCAGCUGUUUAUCCUGGCGGGCACGGCGGAGGAAGGCUCCAUGUCAACCGAGCUGGCCGGUAUCAUCAAGCGGCUCUGGAACGACACCGGAGUUCAGCAGUGCUUCAGCCGCUCGCGCGAGUAUCAGCUCAACGACUCCGCCGCAUACUAUUUGAACGAUCUGGACAGGAUAUCCCAGGCAAACUACAUCCCGACCCAGCAGGACGUCCUGAGGACCCGAGUCAAAACAACAGGCAUUGUGGAGACUCACUUCACCUUCAAAGACCUGCACUUCAAAAUGUUCGAUGUUGGCGGUCAGCGCUCUGAGAGGAAGAAGUGGAUCCAUUGCUUUGAGGGAGUCACUGCCAUCAUCUUCUGCGUGGCCCUAAGCGACUACGACCUGGUGCUGGCCGAGGAUGAAGAGAUGAACCGAAUGCACGAGAGCAUGAAACUGUUCGACAGCAUCUGCAACAACAAGUGGUUCACAGACACCUCCAUCAUCCUCUUCCUCAACAAGAAAGAUCUGUUCGAGGAGAAGAUCAGGAGGAGUCCUCUGAGCAUCUGCUACCCAGAAUACGCCGGUUCCAACACGUACGAGGAAGCGGCAGCCUACAUCCAGUGUCAGUUUGAAGACCUGAACAAGCGGAAGGACACCAAGGAGAUCUACACCCACUUCACCUGCGCCACAGACACCAAGAACGUGCAGUUCGUCUUUGACGCCGUCACCGACGUCAUCAUCAAGAACAACCUGAAAGACUGUGGGCUUUUCUGAGGAUGAGGUGAAGACGACUUUCUUUCUUGGCAACUUGUGAGCAUCUUUGGAGGGGAGAGGAGGAUCGUGAUGGACCAGUGCUGUACUAUACGCCACUUUUAACAGCUUUAUUUAUGUUUUUGUCUCAGAACUAUGAACUAGCGUUACUACAUUUGUGUAGGAUGUUUGUAUCACGUAAAAAAAUCACCGCAAACGUUUUUCUUUUGUUUUUUUUAGUCUAAUUUUGUUUGUUCUUGAGGAAGACCCCAUGUUUUCUGCUGUUUCUCGUGCCGCUGUUUCUGGAAUAAGGAACUUUGUUAUUGGUGGAAAAGCUCCUUCUUUUUUUCCCUGCUCUUCAACAACCACUUGGGAAGAGAAAAGGUGUUUGGGGAGGGGUCCGGGGUUGCGAGUCCUGGUUUGUUGGUACCUGUGCCUUGGCAUGCAUCUUUACUGCGGUCGUUCGUCCCGAUGCUUGUUCUGUUGCCUGCUGAAGUGUUCUAGACAUAAAGAGGUAAACUGUUUUCAUACGCCGGCGUCUCUUCUAUCCCACAUGUGCAUGUCACUGAGCUAUCAGGAGGACCUACUUGUAGCCUCCACGAACCCCCCUGACGCACCACGACAAUGGAGGCCCACAGUACAGUACUGAGAUUUACUCCCUCCAGGCUGCUUUUUAAACUGUAAACAAGUCAUUCAGAAAGUCAACAAGGAGACUAACCUGAUUUUUUUUUUUUUUCACAUUUUACUGUACAUUUGAACACAUUCAGAGGAGAUGAUGGAGGUUUUGGCGUGUAAGGAGAGAAAAAUGGAGCUGCAGACGGAUUUCUGUAAAGUUGAAAGGAUCUAAGCUUCUUAUUUGAUAAACAAACGACCAGCCUAAAGAUUCAUUUAUCUUGUUUCUGCAAAAAAAAAAAAAAAAAAAAACCUGGUCUUCAGAUUGUUGCUACUUUGAGCGAUGUUACAAAAGGUUCUGUCGGUGUAAAGAAACUGCCACAAACUGUCCAUGUAUGUGUACUUUCUCCAUGGAAGGAGAAUCUUUGUAGACUCAUCUCCCUUAUUUUGCUAAUAAAAAACAUUUACAAAGUG
Messenger RNA from Oryzias melastigma (Indian medaka), 2261 nucleotides. It is a transcript of the gene gnai1, whose product is annotated as guanine nucleotide binding protein (G protein), alpha inhibiting activity polypeptide 1. The transcript has 9 exons. The coding region runs from base 135 to 1199 and encodes 354 amino acids. Gene Ontology annotation, biological process: adenylate cyclase-modulating G protein-coupled receptor signaling pathway. NCBI's taxonomy places the organism in Eukaryota, Metazoa, Chordata, Actinopteri, Beloniformes, Adrianichthyidae. Gene Ontology annotation, molecular function: G protein-coupled serotonin receptor binding; GTPase activity; G-protein beta/gamma-subunit complex binding. The record is from RefSeq and is a predicted model, not a curated record. Gene Ontology annotation, cellular component: heterotrimeric G-protein complex.